This is a messenger RNA of Adineta steineri, 2235 nucleotides long. Lineage: Eukaryota; Metazoa; Rotifera; Eurotatoria; Adinetida; Adinetidae. The record is from the annotation of a GenBank genome assembly.
AUGAUCGAUAAUAUUAAUAAAUUAUCAUCAAAUCUUGAUGCAACUAAACAGCAACAACAGCAGCAUACAUCAGCAUCAUUAGCAAAUUUAACUGAUGAUGAUGUUGUUAAAAUAUGGGAUGGAGUUUCAGCUUUUAUCGAAUCCUUUAUGAAACAAUCAAAAGGAGUUGUAAUUCCAGGUUUUGGUACAUUUACAUUUAUACAUAAACGUAUUGAUGUUGGAAAUAAUAAAUAUUUAUUAAUUCAACGGCCUAUUUUUUCUUUUUCGGAAAAAUUUACUCAAACACAUGCAUUAAAAUUUACUCAUUAUCCAGUUAGUGGUUCGAUUCCAGUACAUCCAUUAAAUUAUUUUUAUAUUCAAAUGCAAUCAACUUAUACACGUGAUCAAAUUGAACAAUGUGUUAAACAUGUUUUACAAGUAUUUAAUCGUUCAGUAGCUGCACAACGUAAUAUUGAAUUUACAUUUUCACGUAUUGGAAAAUUACAAAUACGUGAUGGAAAAGUUAAAAUGAGAUUUUUUAAAGAUUUUGUUGAUGCUGUCGAUGGUAGUGGAGGAAAACAUCUGAUUGAUAACGGGUGCAAUAGACCACGAACAUGUGAUUCAGUUAUGACCGAAAGAGAAGCAUCUAGACCUGCAACUGCUUCCAAUGUUGUUCUUCCACGACUUAAUAGCCGUAUUGGUAAUCCAUCAAUGCAAGCAAUUCAUGAAGAAAAUCAUACUGAUAAUGAACAACUUGCUCCCGAAGCAAAACAAAUAAAACGAACACAACAACGAGAUCCUCCUCGAAAAUUACCACCUUUGAUUGAAACAUCUAUAGAACCAGCAAUUUCUACAACAGUACAACCAUCAUUAAAUGUAGUUACAACAACGAGAGUAGUAAAUCCACAAGAUGAAUUUAAUACUAUUGCACCAUUGAUUUCACCAUCGGAUCUUGGUCAGUCAUCUUCAACAUCUUUAACAACAAAGAAACCAUCGACACCCGCAGGUUCAAUGAAACGAGCUGCUUCUUCCUAUCAAAAUGAACAAGAUAAUGAACAAACAACAAAUAAUCAAUCGAAUGGUACAGUUAUUCGAGCAACGAAUGAAAAUACUGCUGCACUUGGUUUUACUCGUCCAUCGACAGAUCGUAGUGUACGUGAUCGUAUAUCAUCAUCAUUAAAUGUCUAUUCUCAACAUAUAAAUUCAAUGACAAUAGCAAAACCUAUAACACCUUGUGGACAUCAUGGAGCUGGUCAAGAACUUUGUUAUUUAUGUCAUCAACGUAGUAAACGUAAUGUGCCUGUUUAUUUAAAUGAAGAAAGACGUAUUCGUGAUGCUGAAGAAACCAAAUUACUUGAAAUAUAUCGAGAUAAAUGUGAUCUUGAAGCACAAAGAAAACAAGAUGCUAUUAUACAAGCUAAUCGAGAAGAUAAACAACGAAAUGCUGCUUAUAAUUUGGGUAUUGCCGAAGCAAUGCGCGCUAGAAAAAUGGAACGACCUAAAACAACUGAUGUUGCACGUUCAUUUGUAUUUCGAAAACGUGUUCCAACUCCUCCAGCAUAUGUUCGUCAACAAGAUUUAGCUAAACAAUUAGAUGCACAAAUUAAAUGGAAACAAGAUGAAGAACGUGCAGAAAGACAAGAUAAAAAUUUAAGUGAACGUUUUGAACAAAUGCAAUUAGCUGAAGCUUUGGCACAAGAACGUGAAUCAUUUUUAAGAAAUAAACGCCUUAAUCAAGAAGAACUCAAAAAUACUUUAGAUAAUCAAGUUCGACAUAAACCAAAUGGAAUUCCAGCUGUUGAAGAAGCUGCACCAUUUUUCGGUGUUCAAGAUAUGUCAACAGAACAAGUACAAGAACGUCGCGCACACGCAAUUGAAAUCUUCCGAGAACAAAAAGAAAUUGUUGAACAAAGACAACGACAACAAUUACUUAAACAAAUGCGUGAACAAGAAUUUGAAUCACGAGCAUUAGAUGCUGCUAAAGACGAUUUAUUAUCUGAUCGUCGUGAACGUUUUCGUCGUGCAUUUACAAUACGUAAAGAUCUUGAAUCAAAUUGGACAAAUGCUAUGGAUGAAAAACGUGUACGUGAUCAAGAUGAACGAACACAUGUAUAUGCACCUCAAGGCGUUCUUGUACAUGAACAAUGUGAUCAAUAUAAACGUUGUGCUCAAUGUCAACGUCAACCAAAUAAUUAUGGUACUUCAAAUAUAUGGAGAGAUACACGAUAUGUGCCAGGAACACGUAUAAUGGUUUAA